Molecule: messenger RNA, 486 nt
Organism: Cylicocyclus nassatus
Lineage: Eukaryota; Metazoa; Nematoda; Chromadorea; Rhabditida; Strongylidae
Source: the annotation of a GenBank genome assembly
AUGGAAAAUUGCGACAAAACUUUGUGCGAAAUCAGAGCCUUUAGGGAUAUAACGAAGGCACAGUGCAAAAAAACAUGCGACCACUGCGACGACGAGACAAUCACCACUAAUCCACCAACCACUGAGAUACCAGCUACCACUUCUCAAAAUGGAGUUGGAACCGACACUUCCAUUCACUCCAACACGAUUCUCGUCGCGACCCCCGUAAUCAACAACGCUAAGGAGGAGUACAAGCAAGACAUCAAGAAUCUGUAUGAACUUGAAUCCCUCGGCAUCAAAGUUGACAAAGACAGCGAUGAAGAAGCCGUUCUACAAUUUAUGGAAAAAUAUAGAAGUACGAUCUCGAUUGGAAACGGUAGAAUCACAGCCGGAUUUCCGUUCCUGGACAACGUCUCCAAGCUGAAAAAGAAGUUCAAUGUUGCAGUCAAACGCCUUCAAACGUCGAUUCGCCUCUUGCAGAACGACUCAGAAAAGAUGAGCUUGUAG